AUGGAAGCUGUCGCUGUUAGUUACGCCGUCCCUGUCUUACACAACAUCAACGGGCUAGAGAUCAAAACGAGCAUUAUACACACACCGAAAAAGUCUCCUUCAGAAUACAUUGAGCUAAAUGAAGAUGGAGUGAUUGGGAAUGCGACUGCGGUACAUGACGGUCCCGUAUACAUCUGCCUCGCCGAGAACUACGACUACUGGUGCGCAGACCUUGGUGUUGAUCGAUCAGAAUGGGACUGGUGCCAUUGGGGAGAGAACAUCACUUUUAAGUGUACAAGUAAAACCCUGACUGAAUCUGACUUUCGGUUGGGCGAUGUAUGGAGAGUUGGCAGCAGCGUUCGCUUGCAAGUCUGUGGAUCUCGUAUCCCUUGUAUGAAGUUAUCAUGGAGAUGCGGCCAGAAAGACUCAUGGCUGAAAACACUAGCCGACACUGGUCGGGUGGGUGUCUACUUCAGAGUCCUCAGCAGGGGCCGUAUCUAUCCUGGGGAUCGCGCGGUCCAAGAAUCAUCAUCGGGAGAUACUAUGGAUGCGGCAACUAUCACUCGGCUGGCCUUCGACUCGGACCUCAAGACCCGCGACACUCUAAACUUAUUGGCAAACCAUGAUGCCCUCCUCCGAUUGAAUCGGCUAAUCAUCAAUCGAAAGGUUGCCGGGAUCGAUGAUAAAGUGAACAAAGGUAGAAACGCGUGGAAGGGGUGGCGAGAGUUGCGAGUUUCUCGAAUCGUUGAUGAAGGCAAUGGUAUAAAGUCAUUCCAUAUCUGUUCGGAAGACGACAAAGACCUUGCUUGGUAUCUACCAGGACAAUUCCUCACCAUACGGCUACCAACAGGCGAUAUCCGCAGUUGGAGUAUCUCGGACUGGCCAGGACGGAUCCAGCCCCAAUACUAUCGCAUCAGCAUCAAAGAAGCAGGGCACGCUUCUUCAUGGAUGUGCAACGAAUGCGAAGAGGGAACUAUCCUCUCAGCACGUUCCCCAGCUGGGAGGUUCGUUCUAGAUUGGUCACAGGCGGUAACUCCCCGACAACUAUACUUAUCCGCUGGAAUCGGCAUCACGCCUAUACUUGCUAUGAUGAAAGCUCAUGCCAAUCAUCCCAACAUGAAUGUAGUACCAGGCAUCUGGAUCCAUGUGGUCAAAGAUGGGAGAGGUCUGCAGUUUGAUAACGAGUUCCUCCAGAUUGAGAACAAUCCUAUCAAGAAGUUUGUUUUCAUGACACAGCCUCGUGACAUUGACAUACACGAAAAAGACUACGACUUCUUAGGAAGGCCGAGUUUGGAUACAAUUACAGAGCUACUGGGAGAGACAUACAAGUUCAACCCAUUUGGGACCACUGCAAUGGACUUGCCAGCUAAGUUCUCAGCAGCAUAUAUAUGCGGCCCUACAGACUUCGAAGAAAACAUGAAGAGUAUACUUGUGAACCGAAAUAUUCCUCCGCCUUUCAUUCAUAGCGAAAGCUUCUCGGCAUCUGGUCACGCGGUUGGAGAUUUGGAGAGAGCCACAGUCCGAUUUACCAAGUCUAGCAAGACUGCACAAUGGAAGAAGGACAGUUCUAUGUCAUUGCUGGAACUCGCAGAGUCUGUCGGUAUGGCACCCGAUUAUGGCUGUCGCGUAGGUGCUUGUGGAAGCUGCGUCGCGAAAGUAACUUGUGGCUCAGUUUCAGGAGGUAUUCAAAUGGAUGGAAGCGUAUUGACGUGCUCAGCGAUUCCUACAUCAGAUGUGGUUGAAGUUGAGCUUUGA
Molecule: messenger RNA, 1734 nt
Organism: Fusarium poae
Lineage: Eukaryota; Fungi; Ascomycota; Sordariomycetes; Hypocreales; Nectriaceae
Exons: 1
Coding region: 1-1734 (577 amino acids)
Molecular function (GO): 2 iron, 2 sulfur cluster binding; pyridoxal phosphate binding; oxidoreductase activity
Source: RefSeq, a predicted model, not a curated record